Molecule: messenger RNA, 927 nt
Organism: Jaculus jaculus (lesser Egyptian jerboa)
Lineage: Eukaryota; Metazoa; Chordata; Mammalia; Rodentia; Dipodidae
Product: olfactory receptor 8K3-like
Exons: 1
Coding region: 1-927 (308 amino acids)
Biological process (GO): sensory perception of smell; G protein-coupled receptor signaling pathway
Cellular component (GO): membrane
Molecular function (GO): G protein-coupled receptor activity; odorant binding; olfactory receptor activity
Source: RefSeq, a predicted model, not a curated record
AUGGAGAAACAAAACUUUACUGUCAUAAGUGAAUUCAUUCUCAUGGGCAUCACAGACCACCUGGAACUUCAGGCUCUCUUCUUUGGGCUGUUCUUCAUCAUCUAUGUAACAGCAGUGGUGGGAAAUCUGAGCAUGAUCCUCCUCACUAAGAUGGACAGCAGGCUACAAACCCCUAUGUACUUUUUCCUCCAGCAUCUGUCUUUCAUUGAUUUUGGUUACUCAACUGCUGUGGCACCAAAAAUGCUGGUAAACCUUUUAGCAGAGCAAAAUACCAUUCCCUACAAUUGGUGUGCAACCCAGCAGGCUCUCUUCAUCUUCUUCAUCAUUAGUGAGCUUUUUGUUCUGGCAGCCAUGGCCUACGAUCGCUAUGUAGCCAUCUGCAACCCUCUGCUCUACACUGUCAUCAUGUCAAAGAGAGUGUGCUGGGUGCUUGUGGCACUCCCUUAUCUCUACAGUGCCUUUCUCUCUCUGAUCACAACCAUCAAAAUCUUCCUUUCAUCCUUCUGUAGCAAUAACAUCAUCAGCCAUUUCUACUGUGACAGUCUGCCCUUGUUAACAAUUAUUUGCUCAGGCACACGUGAUGUUGAGUUGAUAAUAUUGAUCUUUUCAGCCUUUAACUUACUUUCAUCUCUUUUCAUAAUUCUUGUGUCCUACCUAAUGAUCUUGAUGUCCAUCCUCAGGAUUAAUUCUGCAGAGGGCAGGCAAAAGGCUUUCUCCACCUGUGCUCCUCACCUGACAGUGGUAGUUGUAUUAUAUGGGACUCUGAUUUUUAUGUAUGUUCAACCCAAGUCCAGUCAUUCCUUUGAGACUGAUAAAAUGGCCUCUCUAUUCUAUACUCUUAUAAUACCCAUGCUCAAUCCUAUGAUCUAUAGCUUUAGAAACAAAGAAGUAAAGGAUGUGGUUCACAAAUUAUGGAAAACAAUAUAA